Molecule: messenger RNA, 1846 nt
Organism: Magnolia sinica
Lineage: Eukaryota; Viridiplantae; Streptophyta; Magnoliopsida; Magnoliales; Magnoliaceae
Product: transcription factor MYB17
Exons: 3
Coding region: 448-1335 (295 amino acids)
Source: RefSeq, a predicted model, not a curated record
UCCCCCUCUCUCUCUCUCUCUCCCUCGCCCUCAUAAGCAGAGAAGAAUCAGAGCUCUGCAACUCUCUUUUCCCGCCAUAAAUCGCCUCUCUCUUUUUCUCUCUCCCUCUCACCUCUUUAAUCUCCAUCUGACAGUUUUCUUCCUUAAGAAUCUCAUUUACUUCACUCUCUCUCUAUAUAUAAUCCUCAUGAAAAAAGGAGGAAAAAGGGAAAAAUCGCGAUUUCUAUAUCAUUGAAUGCAAAGCCGGCCUCAAAAUCGCCGAUUGUCCUUUUUCUUUCGAGCUUUUAAUUUCUCACUCUUUUAUCUUGCUUCGAUUUUCGCAGAUGAAAACUCGCCGAUCUUUGCAUUUAUGCCUCUGAGAAUGGAUACGAUCGAUCGAUCUUCUCAUCACCGCCUCCUUUGAUUUUCGAAGAGAGAGAGAGAGAGAGAGAGAGAGAGAGAGAGAGAAUGGGAAGAGCUCCUUGCUGUGACAAGCAGGGAUUGAAGAAAGGGCCGUGGACGCCUGAAGAAGAUGAGAUCCUCGUCGAUUACAUCAAGAAGAACGGCCAUGGCAGCUGGAGGUCGCUUCCCAAGCUGGCAGGUUUACUUCGGUGCGGUAAAAGCUGUCGGCUUAGGUGGACCAACUAUCUUAGGCCAGACAUCAAACGGGGACCGUUCACUCCGGAUGAAGAGAAGACCAUUAUCCAGCUCCACGCCAUUGUCGGCAACAGGUGGUCCACAAUCGCCUCACAGCUCCCUGGAAGAACCGACAACGAAAUCAAGAACUUUUGGAACACCCACUUGAAGAAGCGCCUAGAACGAAUGGGGCUCGACCCCACAUCCCACGCCUCUGGCUCUACUGCCACAUCAUCUGCAGCAACACCUGCUACACGCCACAUGGCUCAAUGGGAGAGCGCCCGGCUAGAAGCCGAGGCUCGCCUAUCAAGAGAAUCCCUACUCUUCUUCUCCUCCCAGAACGAACCUGUCGCCUCCUCCCCUGGAAAAUCCAAUGCUGACCACUUCCUUCGCAUUUGGAAUUCCGAUGUCGGAGAUUCCUUCAGAAAGUUCCGCGGCCGAGAUCUUGCCACAUGUAAUAGCCCCAUCUCCCCUGCGUCGUCAUCAACGGCAAUGGCAGCCGCAACGGCAACGGCUUCUACCAUAACGAGCGACCGGUGUGGGUCCGACGAUGUUGAGACUGGCGUGUUGGUGAAGUCGGAUUCUUCCAGCUCAAAUGAGGAAAUGGAGGACGACGACUCGCCGGAGACAUCGCUGAAUCUACUGCUGGAUUUUCCAACGGACGAGCUGGGGUUCUUGCAAGGGCACAUUGGUAAUUUUUCUAUGUUUCCUAGCGAUUGACCAAAGGCUCUUAACUGCCUAACGCCCUCUUUCUUCACAAAUUGCCUUUUUUGUUCAAGGGGUAGGAGCGGUUUAGGCGGUUUUAAUUACAACAUGUGGAGGUUAGGGUUUCGUUUUGCAAGCUUUAUCACGAAAGCCGACAGCAUGUGUUGUUAGAUGGGGCCAGUUCAACAACUCCGAUCUGGACCAUACAUUUGCUGGGCCUCGUUGUGGAUGGUUGAGAACUAAUCAAAUGAUGCUCAGCAUUGUCUGACUAGCUUGGAUGAUGGCCUAUCAACGGUAGUAUUCAGCAGACGAAGGUCCUGAUAAACGGACGGCCUGAUCAGGCUACACAUGCUGCAUGGCAAACGAACUCGUGCAAGACAUUGGAGGCUUUUGGAUUUUUUUUUUUCCAGCUGUAUGAAAGGGUAUUUGAUUUUUUUUUUUUUUUUGGGUCCUUUUUUGUGAGAAUGUGAGACUGGAACUGAAAUGUUGCACAUAUAGAUAUAGAUAUGUAUGGUUUUUAGCAGUU